Messenger RNA from Hevea brasiliensis (rubber tree), 1024 nucleotides. RefSeq names its product glutathione S-transferase T1-like. The record is from RefSeq and is a predicted model, not a curated record. Bases 98 to 787 code for a protein of 229 amino acids. Lineage: Eukaryota; Viridiplantae; Streptophyta; Magnoliopsida; Malpighiales; Euphorbiaceae. The transcript is spliced from 7 exons.
UUUGUACGAAAGCAAGUAAUCAUAUAUUUGAGAUAAGAAUCAAUCAACCACACCUCACCAGUCACUGCACACACAUCCAGUUGUGAGAGAAAGGGAAAUGGAGCUCAAAGUGUAUGGACAUCGAGUAUCUCAGCCAACGCGCGCUGUUAUGAUCUUCUGCAAGGCUAAUAGUAUAGAGUUUGAGGAGGUGACGGUUGACAUAUCCAAGGGACAGCAGAAGUCUCCUGAAUUCAAAGAGAUAAAUCCUAUGGGGCAAGUCCCAGCUAUCAUUCAUGGAGAUCUUAAGCUUUUUGAGAGCCAUGCAAUCCUUAUAUAUCUUGCCUCUGCAUUUCCUGGAGUUGCAGAUCAUUGGUAUCCAACUGAUCUUGUCAAGAGAGCCAAGAUUCAUUCUGUUUUGGACUGGCAUCACUCAAAUUUACGCCGUGGCACAGUUAACUAUGUUUUUAAUUCAAGACUGGCGCCUAUAUUUGGCCUGCCCCUGAACCUACAGGCAGCAGCUGAAGAUGAGAAAAUUUUGAUUUCAUCUCUGUCAACAAUAGAGUCCUUUUGGCUCCAGGAUAGUGGGAUGUUCUUGCUUGGGGCAAAUCAACCAUCAAUAGCAGAUCUCAGCCUUGUCUGUGAAAUUAUGCAACUCGAGCUACUGGAUGAGAAUGAACGCAAUCGUCUUCUGGGCCCAUGCAAGAAAGUUCAACAGUGGAUUGAGAAUUCAAAAAAUGCAAUAAAACCUCAAUUUGAUGAAGUGCAUGAUGCUGUUUAUCAGUUAAGCGCAACACUGAGGAAGAAAUAGUCAACCAGAGAGAAGUAUGAGGUUUAGUCUCACAUAAAGACUGAUGCUUGCAAUAAAGAGUAAUGGGUAUGUUAAGGAUUUGGAACUUGUUCUCUGCGAAUAUGAAUGAUGUCGUAUGUGUGUUUCAAAAAAUCCAAACAAUACUUCUGGGUAUGGUCAAAAGAAGAGAACCUGGUUGAGUAAACAGAUGUAUUAUGACAGAGUGUCAUAUAUGUUCAUAUGCUAUCGUUGAUCUCA